This is a messenger RNA of Phytophthora infestans T30-4, 534 nucleotides long. RefSeq lists its product as uncharacterized. Bases 1 to 534 code for a protein of 177 amino acids. The transcript has a single exon. Lineage: Eukaryota; Oomycota; Peronosporomycetes; Peronosporales; Peronosporaceae. The record is from RefSeq and is a predicted model, not a curated record.
AUGAGUGGCCCGGCUAAAGGAGCAGGCAAUACAACUUUACAUGGGGCGUCGCUGUUCUUCUACCGACGUGAAAAGAGAGCAAAGAUAGAAAAGACGACGCAAAACUCGAAGGACAAGAAGCGUAAAGCGGCUGAACAACGGGAGGAGAAGGCGAAAAAGAAGAAAGAUGGGCUUGAUCUUCUCGAGCGUAUCGAGGAAAUCGAGCUGGAGGAUGAGAAUGUGCCUGUGUACGAUGACUGCGACGACAUUCGCCAGAAGAUCAGCGAGUUCCUAGGAGAGAAAAUCGUGACGCAAGCAGCGUUUCUGACUGCUCUGGGCGUCAGUGCAAACAAUUUGCACUACUUCAUGGGUAUAAGGCGUGGCGCACGGUCGGGUGCUGAGACUGUUGUGUACCGCAAGGCCUAUAUCUUUUUUGAAAAAAAGCGCAUCAUUGAAGGCGGUGCAAAGACCAAGAAACGUUUGGAGAACGAGGAGCGGACGGGCCCCAAGGGAUUUAAAGCUGACCCACGGCCAACGCGUCGUCUACCAUGGUAA